CACCCAACAAAAGUACCACUCUUCUAGUAAAUCCAAGACAUGAACAAAAACAUUAACAUCGCGUCAGUCUUGUUAUGGGUUUUAUUGAUUGUAAUUCUGUAUUUUAUUAUAAAAUACAACUGGAGUAGACGAUGGCUCUACUACUAUGGGUCUAAAAUGGACGGCCCUUUCGCUUGGCCCAUCAUUGGAAGUGCCCAUAAAUUCAUCGGAGGACAAGAAGUUUUUUAUAAAAAAGUGACGGAUCAUUUAGAGAAAUACCCGUCAAUUUUUAAAUUCUGGUUGGGUAAAGAUUUAAUAGUGGUGACAUCGAGACCUGAAGACGUUGAAAUAAUCCUAAAUUGUUGUUUAGAAAAACCGAAAUUUUACGCCUAUGGAAAGAAAUUGCUCAGAAACUGUCUCUUCAUAGCGCCAGUUAAUAAUUGGAAGGGAAAAAGAAAAAUGGUAAAUCCUACUUUUAACUCGAAAAUUUUAAGUACUUUUACUGAAACUUUUGGGAAACAUGCAAACCGUUUAGUAAGCGUUUUUGAAGAAGAAUGUGGAAAAGAAACGUCGGAUGUUCUUUUAAAAAUAUUUAAAUGUACUUUGGAUACUGUUUGUGAAGCACUUUUUGAUGUUGAUUGUUCCUUACUUUAUGGGCAAGAAGAUUAUAUACGAAAAGUAAUAAGAAUAGAAGAUAUUAUUGCAAUCCGUUCAAUCAGUGUUUGGCUUCAAGUUGAUAUAUUUUGGAAAAUGUCAUCGCUGUGUAGAGAAAUGGACAAAGCAUGUGCAGAAACAUUUUCUUUCAUAAAACAAAUAAUAAAUUUGAAAAAAUUAAAACAAGAGGACAAAAAUCACCCUUUUACAAAUUUUUUACUAAACUUGAGUAAAAUUAAUGCAGAAAUUGAGGACGAGCUUCAAAAUAUUCUAAUUACUGGUAGCGAAAGUACUGCUCUCACAGUUGGCAUGACUUUGAUCGUAUUGGGAAUACAUCCCGAAGUUCAGAGAAAAAUUUCGGAUGAGCUCGAUUUAAUUUUUGAUCAUGACGAAAGAGAUCCGACAUUUGAAGACAUAAAUAAAAUGCAGUAUUUAGAAUGUGUGAUUAAAGAGACCUUGAGAAUUUUUCCAAUCGCACCGAUUAUUAUGAGAUCAAUUGAUCAAGACAUAAAAUUAGAACAGUGCACAUUCCCCGCCGGUAGUAUGGCCUUUAUUCCAAUUCACCACAUUGGAAAAAAGCCUGAAUUUUGGAAAGACCCAAACAAAUUCGAUCCUGAUCGAUUUUUACCUGAAAAUAACACCAAUCAACAUCGUUGUACUUUUAUUCCUUUUAGUUACGGUCCUAGGAACUGUGUAGGCAUGAAGUACGGUAUGAUGUCAAUGAAAGUACUCUUAGCAGCAAUUUUAAGGAAAUAUACAAUCAAACCGUCACAGUAUAAAAGUUUAGAAGAUAUUGAACUAAUAUUCGGAAUGCUUGCAAAACCGAAACAUGGUUAUAAAAUAAAAUUAGAGAAAAAAUAUUCAACUUUGAGUAACUCCAACACGAUGUCCGAAAUUGUCAACAUCUUGUCUGCUUUGACAUGGAUUUUUUCGGUUUUUGUCUUAUGUUUCAUUAUACAAUACAAUUGGAGUAGACGAUGGUUGUAUUAUUAUGGGUCAAAAAUAAACGGACCAUUCGGUUGGCCCAUUAUUGGAAGCGCCCAUUAUCUCAUGGGAGGCCAAAAAGUAUUUCAUAAAAAAAUCACUAAAACGUUAGAGUUGCAACCAUCAUUCUUUAAAUUUUGGUUGGGCAACGAUUUGUUGGUUGUGACUUCAAAUCCGAAAGAUGUUGAAUUUGUCUUAAAUACCUGUUUUGAGAAACCGAAAUUUUACCAAAAAUAUUCGUACAAAAUGAUAAGAAAUGGUCUUUUAACAGCUCCAGAAAACAUUUGGAGAAACAGGAGAAAAAUUAUUAAUCCGACUUUUAAUCCAAAAGUUUUAAAUUCGUUUAUGGAGAUUUUUGCACGACAUGCAAAUAAUUUGGUGGAUGGUUUUGAAGAAAAUUGCGGAAAAGAAUCGUUUGAUGCGUUUUAUACAUUGUUCAGAUGUACAUUAGAUAUGGCUUGUGAAACAUUUGCAGAUGUUGAUAGUACUUUAUUGCAAGGGCAAGACAAUUAUAUACGAAACAUAAUGAGAGUUGAAAAUCUGAUAGCAAUUCGUACAUGUUCUACUUGGUUUCACAUUGAUUUCAUUUGGGAAACCUCUUCUUUAAGUCGACAAAUGGAUAAAGCUUGUACAGAAAUGUUUUCAUUUAUACAACAAAUAAUACAAUUUAAAAAAAUAAACGAGGUAGUCACAACAGAAAAUUCUUGCAAAGAAAAACAAUUUUUGAAUCAUUUAUUAAACUGUAAUAAAAUUGACGAUUCAGCCAUUUUGGAAGAACUCCAAAACAUAAUGAUUACUGGCAGCGAAACUACUGCUAUCACAACUGGAAUAGUCUUAAUAGUUUUAGGAAUACUUCCAGAAAUACAGAGUAAAAUAAUGGACGAACUGGAAUCAGUUUUUGGCACCGAUGACAGGAAACCAACUUUAGAAGACAUAAACAACUUGGAGUACUUAGAACGCGUCAUAAAAGAAACUUUAAGACUAUUUCCAACCAAACCACUUAUUGCGAGAUUAGUUGACAAAGAAAUAAAACUGAACUCGCACACAAUCCCUGCUGGAAGUAUUGUAGUGAUUCCGAUUUGUCACAUUCACAAAAAAGCUGAAUUUUGGAACGAUCCAAAUAAAUUUGAUCCCGAUCGCUUUUUACCUGAAAAUAAUUCCAAACGCCAUCGUUGCUCUUUUAUUCCUUUUAGUUAUGGACAUAGAAAUUGUCUAGGCCUCAAAUACGGUAUGAUGUCAAUGAAAGUUGUAUUAUUGACCAUUUUGAGAAAAUAUACGAUUAAGGCAUCGGAAUAUCAAAAAUUAGAAGAUGUUGAACUGAUUUACAGUAUGGUAACAAAACCAACAUUGGGAUGCAAAAUCAAACUGGAGAAGAAAAAUGUAAAGGGUGAAAGUAAAAGAAGUCCUAUAAAUAAUUGUUGAAAACACAAAACCUAU
This is a messenger RNA of Tribolium madens (black flour beetle), 3054 nucleotides long. RefSeq names its product cytochrome P450 4c3-like. The transcript has 18 exons. Bases 40 to 3039 code for a protein of 999 amino acids. The record is from RefSeq and is a predicted model, not a curated record. Gene Ontology annotation, molecular function: oxidoreductase activity, acting on paired donors, with incorporation or reduction of molecular oxygen; iron ion binding; monooxygenase activity. Lineage: Eukaryota; Metazoa; Arthropoda; Insecta; Coleoptera; Tenebrionidae.